AUGAAACGCAACAACAGCACAGGCAGCACACCCUCGACCUUACGACACCAAGAUACUUCCAAAGCACGGAGAGAGCACAGACCUACGAAAGCAGCAAGGAGGAAUGACUCCGAGGCCAGUCCAUAUAUUCCAGCAGCUGUUGAGACCGAGAAUGUACAGGCCGAGUCAAGUCCGAAUCCAAACCAAAGUCUGCCGCGAACGAUAAAAAUGCCUUCACAAAUCAUACGUGGCCAAAAGAGAACGACUCGCUCGAUAUCUUCUCAGACAUUAAUACCAGUUCGUACUUUCUCAACCCCGGCAACACCUCCGCCCUCAGUCCCUCCCCCUCCCAUACCGACUCACAACCACCCGCAAUUACCUCCCCUACCCCCAAAGAUUCCUCGCGCUCAGCGAUCAAGUAUUCCAACGCCUACAUCCGUUCUUAAACCAGCAACGAGAUUAUCCCGUGCCGCAUCGAGUCCUUCAGUUCCAACUCGAACGGCAAUGACAAAACGUGUACAACUGUCAACUAGAGUUGAAGUCUUUGAAUCAGAAUGCGGGGAGAGAAAGAAAAGGAAGGAAGAGACAAAGGAAACGGGCGAGAAGACUGCCACGACAUUAUCGAUCACAACUUCCUCGUCAUCAAAGCCAGUUUCUGAAAAUAUGACUAUGGAUGAUGGUAGUGUAAUGACGUUUGAACAGAUGCGCGAAUGUCUUGGAAAUGGCAGCAUUAGCAACGGCAGCGGUAGUAGCAAUAUUAAUGAUGGCGGUAUUGACACGAAUAAUGUUAACAAAAUGAUAGUGACAGAAAGUAUAUCUGGUGAUAAAAAGGUCGAAGAUCCGGUGGAACUGGGAGCAAAUCCAUUCCCGCCGCUACCGACUAAAGGAGGUCCGAAUCGAGCGGACGCUUUGCCGACACCCGUCUCGCCAACGCCAAAGAAAAAUACAGUCUUGUCAACAGCAAAGAAAUUGCCAAAGACGUUGAUGCGAUCAUUGAGGAGGAAUUCAAAGCCGCAGCCUGUUAUAACGACAUCCAGAAACGAUCCUAUGACCGUAAUAACGGAAUCAGCGACAACGGCAAGUAGAAAUCCAAAGCCGGCGUCACCAAAAAAGCAAGGAUCGCAACCGACGACACCGACGACGAUUACAGCUCUCAAUAGCACGAUUGUGUCAUCGUCAUCGACGUCGUCAUUAUCUAAUCCACAUGCCGUGCCAGUAAUUCCAUCCUUGUCGUCUUCUACACCCUCUUCCACGCCCUCUUCCAUACCUUCUUCUGCAAACUUUACUCCUCUACAUACGCCCACAUCGCCCGUUCCCCCAUCGCCGUCUCGCUCGUCACCGUUUCUCGCAAAAUUCACUUCCAAGCAAUCUCCUAAAUCGUCUGCAAAGAAAAAGAUACGUCCGAGAAGUAUCGUGCUGAGUACGCAAGCAAUAGCAAAUGUAUUUUUUAGGAAAGUCACGCGAGCACGAAGUGCGAGUUUGGGGAACGAUUUGAGUAGUGUUGGAGGAUUUUCGAGCGUGAGUGGAAUGACCAAUGCAGGUGGAAUGGGUAUUUCGGAUAUAAAACAGAAUUCGUCUCCCGGAAGUCCGUCAUCGAUUUACGCGUACGAGAGUUUUCCAGAUCCGGCAGCAGAGGAUUUUGUCGAUGUAGUCGAUUGGGAAUUGCCGGAUUCUAUUAGCGCCACUGCUGAUGCGGGUGGCGUGUUGCAGAUGAUAGAGUAUGAUGGAAUUUUGAUUAAUGGAGUAAGGGUUAAUUAG
Molecule: messenger RNA, 1737 nt
Organism: Paraglomus brasilianum
Lineage: Eukaryota; Fungi; Glomeromycota; Glomeromycetes; Paraglomerales; Paraglomeraceae
Source: the annotation of a GenBank genome assembly